Molecule: messenger RNA, 1344 nt
Organism: Laccaria bicolor S238N-H82
Lineage: Eukaryota; Fungi; Basidiomycota; Agaricomycetes; Agaricales; Hydnangiaceae
Exons: 6
Coding region: 1-1344 (447 amino acids)
Source: RefSeq, a predicted model, not a curated record
AUGUCACUGAAGGGGUGGAGGUCGUUCGUCAUCGGAAGGGCGCUUAAGAAGCGCCAGGCCCGAGUUGUUGCAGAAGGUCGAAUCUCCUCUGACAAUAGCCGAGUCUACGACAGGGUCAACAUCACUUCAACAAAGGCUCUCAUUGAUAUUGACCGAGUUCUUGUUCCUGGUGCUCUCAUUUCUUCUCAUGGGAAGCAGGCCUUAACAUCCUUUGGACCUGUUCCAUUCACACUUGUCUGUCUCAGAAGUCACCUGCGAAGUUUCAAUCCUGCCUCUUCACCUCAGGCAAAAGCUUCUGCCCCGAAUCCAAGUCAAGAUGGUGGAAACCUGACUAGACCCUCAUGUCCUGCUGGUGUUGAGGAGCCUGAACCAGAUGAUAGUGGUGCUAUCUCCGUUGGAGAUUUACUGACAAGUGAUCUCUCAGCCUCUGAGUCCCCUUUGUCCGAAGUCCCUCAAUCAGUUGAUGCUAAAUGUGCUUCAAUUGGAGAGAAAAUCCUUGGCCCUGAGCCAGAACUCCAACCUGAUGAGCCAGAAUUUGACUCAACACUUCGCAGUCGUGUUUUGAAGGAUCCCUUUCAUGUUUUCAACAUGUUCUACCUUUCGGCAUCACAUUCCCUUAGGCUUCAAUUCACGAGAGAGCUUUGUGAUGCAAUUUUUGUUCCCGAUGAGGACGAUAAAGCACGAAUCAAUAGCUGGGGUGCAACCCAGAAUCCUCCUCAAACAUACGAACGACUCCGCAAUUCCUCCCCCCAAUGGCAUUUCCGCGAUUCGAUGAUCUUGGCCCGCUUGGCCCACNAUCUUUAUACACCAUCAGCAGCUCUAUUACGUGACCUCUAUGAUGAUUUCAUUGAUGAACACCGUCCUGAAAUCAAUCAACACACGGCGAUGCUCAGUGCUAAUAUCUGCGCCAUUGAUCACAGUCAUAAGAUUGCGAAACAAACGAUGAGGGUUGGGGGUGAACAACCCUUUACUGCGAUACUAAGUCUCACAAACGAAAAGAAUGAAAUUCGCGCCUGUAAUUUUGUUGCGACCAAGUCCCACUCUCAAUAUGAGUUGGCUCUACGAAAUGUGCAUGACUCGCUUGAUCUCUACGGCCAUCCGCAGCCAUCUCUCAUUUACGCCGACAAUAUUUCUGAUAAGAAGUUUCUUGAAGACUGUUUCCCUUCCCUUCGUGAAGGUGUGACGCCUGUUGAAAAAUAUGGGCAUUUGGAGGAGCUCGUUGUACCUUCUGGUGUCCCAAUCCUCAUCAAAAAUACUUCGGAGGCGAUUAACGAUGCAAUGCGCACCAUUCUUGAUGAUAUUCCUGAAGACGAAGGGUAUUAUAUCAUGUCUCCUCUAUUCUAA